CACCGCCCACCACCUGCUUUUCUCCCCCUCCUCCGAUCCACGUUGGGGCACUGUGUGGAUAACUGUAUAUACUACUCCACCUCGGCGACUUUGCUACUGCCGGCCCGGCCAUCUCCAUCCACCGUCUGCUCAGCUCCAAUCCGCUCCAGCAGGCCGCCUCGCCGCCACUGCAUCUCUCUCUCUCUCUCUCUCUCUCUCUCUCUCUCUCUCUCUCUCUCUCUCUGAGCUCGGAGGGCAUCCUUGGUGUUCUUAGCGGGGAUGGAAGCGGCCUUGCUGGUUCUGGAUGGACUGCAAAAUCUCCCACCUCUUACUUCUGCUUAUUUGGUGUGCUUAUCCGAAAUCAUCUCCACUUAAACUCGUGUUGUUGAUAUUUUUUUUCUUGGAUUCAGUCUGGGUCACUUCGACGCAAAUCAUCUAUUUUCCCUUUACUGCUAAUAAGGAGGCCACUCCCUUUUGAUCGAACCGCUGCCUCAUGGCACUGCCUUUAGAAAGGAGAAAAAAUACCCCUGCAUUUGACUAAUUUGUUUGCUCUUUCUUCAAUUCAUCGGGCCUUUUUCCUCCGCUGCCAAUUUAUUUGUGGGAUUAGUCUGCGCAGACGUGAAUCCAACUUCUUCAGGUUCUUGCUAGCCACUAUUUGAUUUCCUUUUGGGAAGAAAAGAAGUUCUUGGCUAAGUAAGAUCCAGCUCCGUUGCGUUUCAAUCCGACUUUUUGAAUCCCCACUUCACUCAAGUUUUUGUGUUCAUUCGUUGGUGACCAUGGAGUCAACUUGUGAAGCUGACAAGUUCAACCAGCAAUGCUCGGCUGAAUCUUCGCACUUGUUUAUUGUUUUAACAAGAGACGAGCGUCUCGCCUCAUCCCAUCUUGGCCGGAGCAACCAGCAACACAGAGCACGCCGGAGCAGCCAUGGCGCCGCCUCAGAGAAACCCGGCGCCUUGCAAGGUCCCGCCGCCACUCACCUGGAUUCGGCCGCCAUCGCUCGCCCAUCGGUCGCCGCCCUCUGCAGGAGAGCCGCAUACCGGCCCGCAGGCUCGUUGAGUCGCUCCGAUCCGGAUCGAUUGGGAGAUGCCGAUGGGUUGACCCAGCCCGCCGACUCUCCACUUUUCUCCUCCUUCAUUUCAGAGCGCUCCUCCCGCCUAGCUGCGCCGCCCAGCGCCGCCUCCCCGUCAUGGCUGCCCCCUGCAAUAAGGAUUAAAUACUCGAAAAUACAGGGUCUUUUUUGUAAGAACGAAUCGUUUUUUUCAGAUUAACCCCCUUAAAAAGGAUUGCGGGUUGAAUAAAAAAACCUCAAGGGCUUUUAUGCAAAAUAUGCAAUGA
Messenger RNA from Triticum aestivum (bread wheat), 1314 nucleotides. RefSeq lists its product as uncharacterized. Lineage: Eukaryota; Viridiplantae; Streptophyta; Magnoliopsida; Poales; Poaceae. The transcript has 2 exons. The record is from RefSeq and is a predicted model, not a curated record. The coding region runs from base 756 to 1247 and encodes 163 amino acids.